Molecule: messenger RNA, 6803 nt
Organism: Sphaeramia orbicularis (orbiculate cardinalfish)
Lineage: Eukaryota; Metazoa; Chordata; Actinopteri; Kurtiformes; Apogonidae
Gene: ptprub
Product: protein tyrosine phosphatase receptor type Ub
Exons: 31
Coding region: 186-4535 (1449 amino acids)
Biological process (GO): protein dephosphorylation
Cellular component (GO): membrane
Molecular function (GO): protein binding; protein tyrosine phosphatase activity
Source: RefSeq, a predicted model, not a curated record
CCUGACGUCAGUUUGCAGAACUAGCUCUGCCCUGUCUCCUGUCUCAGCGGCUGUGAAACUCCACUCAGUGAGAACCGGAGGAAUAGAUGGGCUCGGCUCUACAGCUUUUACGCACCCGGACCCCACGGAGUGAAUGAAAUGAUUUCCUCUUCUACACAUUCAAAGUGGACUAAAACAGCUUCACGAUGAACACCUGCGCCUUUCUGUUGAUUUUGACUGUUCAGAUCUACGCCGAUGGCAUUGAGGGGCCAACAGCGGCGGGUUGUACGUUUGAAGAGGACUCAGACCCCAAUCUGUGUGACUUCACCCAGGGGGAGGAGGACGACUUUGACUGGCUGCUGUUUCGGACGUACAGUUCACCUUAUGCCAGCUCUGACCUCCUGCGGGGAUCUUACAUGUUGGUGAACUCCUCCCAGCAUGCCGCUGGUCAACGUGCUCAGCUGCUGCUGCAGACACUGAGUGAAAAUGACACGCACUGUGUCCAGUUCAGCUACUUCCUGUACAGCCGUGACGGCCACAGUCCGGGGGCCUUAAGUGCAUAUGUACGAGUCAACGGCGGUCCACUCGGAAGCCCAGUCUGGAACGCUUCAGGAUCUCAUGGAAAACAGUGGCACCAGGUUGAGCUGGCUGUCAGCACCUUCUGGCCAAACGAAUACCAGGUGCUGAUUGAGGCAACAGUUUCCAGGGAUCGGCGAGGCUAUAUCGCUAUAGACGACAUCAUGGUGCUCAACUAUCCCUGCUAUAAGGCGCCACACUUCUCCAGGCUAGGAGACGAGGAGGUCAAUGCUGGGCAAAAUGCCACUUUCCAGUGCGUGGCUGCUGGAAGGUCAUCUGAGGCUGAGAAGUUCCUGCUGGAGAGACACAAUGGGGACAUUUUAACAAUGGCAUCGGUCAAGCACCUGAGUCAUCGACGCUUUGUGGUAUCCUUCCAGCUAGACAGCGUCCAGAGAACAGACCAGGACCUUUACCGCUGUGUCACUCAGUCCCCCCGAGGGUCUGGAGUCUCAAACUUUGCUGAACUCGUCGUUAAAGUGCCCCCAUCCCCCAUUGCACCGCCACAGCUGCUGCGUGCCGGCUCCACUUACCUGAUCAUCCAGCUCAACACAAACUCCAUCCUGGGGGACGGCCCCAUUAUCAGGAAAGAGAUUGAGUACCGCGCCAGCCAGUCUCCGUGGUCAGAGGUGCAUGGAGUCAACAUGGUCACCUAUAAGCUGUGGCACCUGGAUCCAGACACAGAGUACCACAUCAGUGUGCUGCUGACUCGGCCUGGGGAAGGAGGUACUGGACCCCCUGGACCCCCUCUCGUAAGCAGGACUAAGUGUGCAGAGCCCAUGCGUGCACUGAAGGGCCCCACAGCCACUGAUAUCCAGUCCAGGCAGUUGUCCCUGCAGUGGGAGAAUUUGGCGUUCAAUCUGACACGCUGCCACACCUACUCAGUGUCCCUGUGCUACCGCUACACCACAGCGGGAGGUGGUGGAGGCCACAACACCACCGUGCGAGAGUGCCUGGCAGUGGAACACAAUGCCUCACGCUUCACACUGCGUGAUCUGCCACCCUACCAUGGCAUCCAUGUCCGUCUGUCACUGGCCAACCCCGAGGGGAAGAAAGAGGGCAGAGAGGUCACCUUCCAGACUGAGGAGGACAUUCCUGGAGGCAUCGCACCGGAGUCACUCACCUUCACCCCUCUGGAUGACAUGAUCUUCCUGAAGUGGGAGGAGCCUGUUGAACCCAAUGGCCUUAUUACCCAGUAUGAGAUAAGUUACCAGAGUAUUGAGUCGUCGGAUCCAAGCAUCAACGUCCCAGGUCCCAGAAGGACGGUGUCAAAGCUGAAGAAUGAGACCUACCAUAUGUUUUCCAACCUCCAUCCUGGAACCACUUACCUGAUCUCUGUCCGAGCUCGUACAGGGAAGGGCUUCGGCCAGACUGCCCUGACUGAAAUCACCACUAAUAUCUCAGCUCCCACAUUUGACUACGGAGACAUGCCCUCCCCACUGAGUGAGACAGAGAGCACAAUUACUGUCCUCCUGCGUCCCGCCCAAGGCAGAGGAGCUCCUGUCAGUACUUACCAAGUGGUGGUUGAAGAGGAAACUGGGAAGAAAGUAAAGAGAGAGCUCGGGCAGCAGGAUUGUUUCCCGUUACCAAUGUCCCAUGUUGAGGCCCAGGCCCGGGGCACGCCGCACUACUACACAGCCGAACUACCACCCAGCAGCCUGCCAGAGGCCAGCCCUUUUACUGUGGGGGACAAUCACACUUAUAACGGCUACUGGAACAGCCCUUUGGAUCCCCGCAAAAGCUACCUUGUCUACUUCCAGGCAAUGAGCAACUUCAGAGGGGAAUCCAGAAUAAACUGCAUUCGCAUCGCCCGCAAAGCGGCCUGUAAAGACCACCGUAAGGCUCUGGAGGUCUCCCAACACUCUGAGGAGAUGGGGCUCAUUCUUGGGGUUUGCGCCGGGGGCCUGGUGGUCCUCAUCCUUCUCCUGGGUGCCGUCAUCAUCAUCAUUAAGAAAGGAAGGGACUACUACUCUUACUAUCCGAAACCAGUGAACAUGAAUAAGACGCCUAUUACCUACCGACAGGAGAAGAGCCACAUGGGUUCUAUGGAGCGCAGUUUCACAGACCAGAGCACACUACAAGAGGAUGAAAGAAUGACCCUUUCCUUCAUGGAUGCACACACCUGCGGCACUCGCAGUGAUGCUCGUAGUUCGGUGAACGAGGCGAGCAGUCUGUUGGGAGGCUCCCCGAGGCACCAGUGUGGACGUAAAGGCUCCCCCUACCACACCGGGCAGCUCCACCCCGCCGUCCGUGUGGCUGACCUUCUUCAGCACAUCAACCAGAUGAAAACUGCUGAGGGCUAUGGCUUUAAACAGGAAUAUGAGAGCUUCUUCGAUGGCUGGGACUGCACUAAAAAGAAGGACAAAACCCAAGGCAGGCAUGACACGCUGCUGGGAUAUGACCGGCACAGAGUCAAGCUCCACCCUCUCCUGGGAGACCCCAACUCAGACUACAUUAACGCUAACUACAUUGAUAUUCGGAUUAACAGGGAAGGCUACCAUCGAUCCAACCACUUCAUCGCCACUCAGGGACCGAAGCAAGAGACACUGUAUGAUUUUUGGAGGAUGGUGUGGCAGGAAAAUUGUUUCAGCAUUGUCAUGAUCACUAAGCUGGUGGAAGUUGGCAGGGUGAAAUGCUGUAAAUACUGGCCUGAAGACAGCGAGAUGUAUGGUGACAUCAAAAUCACUCUGCUGAAAACAGAAACACUGGCUGAAUAUACAGUUCGCACUUUCGCCUUGGAAAGGAGAGGAUACUCUACCAAGCAUGAGGUGCGUCAGUUCCACUUCACAUCAUGGCCAGAGCAUGGGGUGCCCUAUCACGCCACUGGACUGUUGGCCUUUAUACGAAGAGUGAAAGCCUCUACGCCUCCUGACGCCGGCCCGGUGGUGGUCCAUUGCAGUGUGGGAGCUGGUCGCACUGGCUGCUACAUCGUGCUGGAUGUCAUGUUGGACAUGGCCGAGUGCGAAGGCGUGGUGGAUAUCUACAACUGUGUCAAAACCCUCUGCUCUCGUCGCAUCAACAUGAUCCAGACAGAGGAGCAGUAUAUCUUUAUCCAUGAUGCCAUUCUGGAGGCCUGUUUGUGCGGAGAGACGGCUAUCCUGGUGAACGAGUUUGCCGUCACUUACAAAGAGAUGCUUCGAGUGGAUUCCCAGAGUAAUUCCUCCCAACUACGAGAGGAGUUUCAGACUCUAAACUCUGUGACGCCCCACUUGGAUGUGGAAGAGUGCAGCAUCGCUCUACUGCCCAGAAACCGAGAAAAGAACCGCAGCAUGGAUGUCCUGCCGCCCGAUCGCGCCCUGGCUUUUCUGGUUACGACCGAAGGGGAGAGCAACAAUUAUAUAAACGCUGCCCUCGCCGACAGCUUCCACCGACAGGCUGCAUUUAUCGUGACCCCUCACCCUCUGCCCGGCACCACGGCGGACUUUUGGAGGCUUGUUUUUGACUACGGCUGCACAGCUGUGGUCAUGCUCAACCAACUCAACCAAUCAAACUCCGCCUGGCCAUGUGUUCAGUACUGGCCAGAGCCCGGUUUACAGCAGUACGGCCCAAUGGAAGUGGAGUUCCUGUCAAUGUCCGCAGAUGAGGAUGUCAUAACUCGCCUAUUUCGGGUCAAGAACGUCACGAGGCUCCAGGAGGGCCAACUGGUGGUGUGUCAGUUCCAGUUCCUGCGCUGGUCAGCGUACCGCGAUGUUCCUGACUCUAAGAAGGCGUUCCUCAACCUGCUGGCUCAAGUGCACAAAUGGCAAAGGGAGUGUGGAGAAGGACGCACUGUUGUCCAUUGCCUUAACGGUGGUGGUCGCAGUGGGAUGUUCUGUGCCUGCAACAUUCUCCUUGAGAUGAUCCAAUAUCAAAACAUGGUAGACAUCUUCUAUGCUGUCAAAACGCUACGCAACUGCAAACCCAACAUGGUGGAGUCCUUGGACCAGUAUCGAUUCUGCUAUGACCUCGUCCUGGAGUACCUGGACUGCUUUGAAGGGAGAUAGCAACUAAAUGUUUACCACAGCGGAGGUAUCCCACACGCUGGAGAUUUGAUUUGAGGCCACCCGGUGACCUCUCUUCUUUAAUGUCUGGACCUGUGGACAUUGAACGAACUGCCGCUGAAGGAAGGGAAGAAAAAAACACGGUUAAGGUUCCGACUUUUAACCUUUAAUGUACAGCUGUGAUUUCCUCCUCGUUGGUGAUGUUUAUCUCUUUUGAUAUUUUUUGUGCUUUUCUUGGUCCUCUUUGCCUCUGGACUAAAAAUCUUUUGUGCUGAAGGUUUCGGUAGCAGCAAAACAAUAUUCAGAGCUACAAAUAAGACCUGUCUAUUCUGAAGAAGGGUCACCUUGGCUGUGUUUUCAUCGUUUCAUUCAAGCAGCAAGGAAGCUGGAUGAAAUUUCAGAGUUACAGCAGUAUUAUCUUUACAUGGAAGCAUUUUCUUCUCUCUAAGAGCUACAUACAACAGCAGUCCACUGUGGUUGUGGCAUGACUUAUCUACCAUACCAUAAACUGCCUUAUUCCCUGAUGAUAGGACAGAUUUAUUCGGUUCCCUGAAUAAAUCAAAAAGGUCUUCAUUUUUAUGUACAACGGGCAAAAGAGAGAGAGAGAGAGACCUUACAGCAUUAGGACAACUGGCCCAGUCUUCAGCUGUUUUGAUGCAGAAACUGUACAGUAGUGCAACGUGUUGUAUUUUGCCAUAAUGUUUGUGCUGGAUUACCAUGUGUGCUAUAGGUGGACAUUUCCAGGAACCACAGCACUGGGCCUGGUGCCGCCACUGGAGAUUCCUGUCUCAUUACUGUCACAGUGCCAAUCCCAAAGGCUGACUUGAAUCCCCUCUUUAAUUUGUCCGACUGCUUCAUCUUGAUAUAUGCCUCCAAACAUACAGUAUGUACUGCAUCAGCUAAAGUUGUUGCUCCAAUGUGAUUGUUUGUGUUUUAUACAUUGUGGGACAGAAGAAGGAGCAGGGAAACUGUUAGAAAAGUACUGACAUGCCACAGAUGUGGUGUGAAAAAUGAUGUCCCAUUAAUGCUGUGGUAAAGUGUCUAAACCAGUACAUCACAGGUUUUAAUCUGUAACUCUUUUACACCUUUGUUGUCUGAAAUCAUUUGGUUUUACUGUAACUUGAGGAAGCAAGCUAAGCCAGUUUGAAGUUUAUCAUUACUUUUUCAGGUUUGAGGUUAAUUUUGACAGUUUUAAGGUUAGUUGUUGUUGCUAGUGGUGUACAAUAAGUAAAGUAAAUAUAUAAAUAUAUAUAUAUACAUAUAUAAAUAAAGAUGGGCAUUAACAUUGUGCAGAGUUAAAGUAAUGCUAUUUUGCAUCAUCACUCAACAUUAAACAUGUUUGUGUUUUCAUGUUGGUACUCAGUUUCAACUGAAAAUGUAGGUGGUAUCUUUAAAAAAAAAGAACUAACAGUUGCCAACUGACCUCACAGAGUUGAUGGAUAAACACAGUAAUGUGUCCUUUGCAUACUGGCCAGUGAUUGUACACCACUAAAAUUACUGAUUUAAUGGAAGCGACUGCAGCAGGUUGACAUGUCUGACACACAAAAUUAACUUUUCUUCGGUUUAGAAUAUGUAAAAGGCCCCAGGAGAGCAGCUUUUCUGUUUAUAUUUGGACACUUCCUUUAAUAACAAAGAAAAUAUCUAUUCUAUGACACACCAUGUUACCCUUUAAAGUAUCUUGUGCUGCACCGUUGUUUCCUGAAACCUGUUUGGGCGCAAAUUUAAAGGAGGUGGUAAAGGUUUCACUCCAGGACCUGCCCUUAUUAACCAGGAGGGACACCUUGAAUCCUGCAGAAGCUAAGAAAUGGCAGCUAGGUGUACUGUGGAAACACAGUCUGGAUCAGAUGGGAUCAGGAGAACAGGAAUAUACGUCAGCUCCCACUGAAAGUGCAGCUUGUUUUUGACGAGGAUGAAGAAUAGCCACAGUGUAGUCAGUGAUCUGAAAAAGAGUCACUGGAGUACAAAAGAAAGUGCCUGGACACUUUUUCUCGACGGUGGAAAGGGAUGUGUACAUACAGAUGUAUAUUAUGUAAUGUGAAUACUAUGUGAAUAAUAUACUAUAUGUUUGCCCAGAGUAAAGUAAGUAAGUAACCACUACAUAACCACAAAGCUGAAUGUGCUGUAAAUGACCUUUUGUGAGUUCUUUGCCAGAACUUUUGACAACAAAGUACAUCUCCCUGAUUUUUCCACCCCUGAGCUCUCCGUAAACCUGGUCUCUCGAAGCAUGUAUUGUCUAUUUUGCAUAUCAUUCAAUACAAUUCCUUUCAAAAA